AUGAGUAUGAGAACCUUUAAGGCUGAGCCUGUAAACUGGCAAGCAUCACUUAGGAGUAGUAUGACCAAACAAGAUGUAAAACGUUCUACGGUUUCUCCAUCAUCAUCGAUCAAGUCGUCUAAAUCUUCACUAGUGAGCCAAAAAUCUUCGUUACAGUCUUUAAAAGAGCAAACAUCACUUACAAGUAGUAAGACCAAACAAGAUGUUAAACCCUCUUUGGUUUCUCCAUCAUCAUCCAGUAACGCGUCUAGAUCUCCAUUAAUGACCCAAAAGACUCCCUUACAGCCUGUCAAAGGGAAGACAUCACUUACAAGUAACAAGACCAAACAAGAUGUUCAACCUUCUUUGGUUUCUCCAUCAUCAUCCAUCAAGGCCUCUAGAUCUACAUCCGUGAGCCAAACAACUUCAAGACGUGUUGCUUCAUCGGCUAAAGAUAUAAAAAAUGCUCACAAAGAAAUAACAAAGAUCUCUAGUUUCAGCAGUGAGAGGGGUAAAGGGCCAGGAAAUUUCAUUCUUAGGGUCCAACUUCGAAAGAAGAUUAUCACAUUUAGGGGUAUCAUCGACCUUCCUCUUCUCACCGAUCAUCUUUCCAUAACCAAUCUGGUGACUCGUACGAUGGAAGAUCUUCAUGAGCUAUGUCCUGAUAUCGUCGAUAGCUCGCGUCUCUUGGACAUAAAACAUGCUGCAGAUACGGAUAAGUUGCUUGACCAAUUUUAUAACGCUUUGAAAUCAAUUGGAGAUUCAUGGAUUGAUGAUCAUGAAUGGAUCAUCAAAUCAAAGUAUAGGAACAGUAACAGCCUUAAGAAGAAUCUAUCUGAUCGACUUGUUGAAAAGGUGAUAGGUGCAUUAGAUGUGCUGAUAAAGAGUAUGAACGAGAGGCUUAAUAUGACAGAGAUAAACAGUGAUGAAGAGAAGAAAAACGUUACUACUACUCUGCCAUCAAAACCAGUCAGGAAGCAACCGGUCACGCCAAGUAAGGUUGGAGACUUUGCAAUAUCUGUUUCAAGUUUUCCAAGAAACGUGAGAAUGCAAGGGCUUGUAAAACUGAGUUCUAUUGAUGUGAAGCGACUCAGUAUCCAAAAGAGUGUAUGCCAGGAUGAAGCUCAGAGAAAUGGUGGUGAUAAUGAGAGUGUGAGUGUUAAGGAGAAGCAGAAGAGUGUAACAGAGAGGAUUGUGAAGAUGGAGAAAGCAAAAGAAACAAUCCUUGAGGAACAAGAUAGUGUUAAAAUCUGCUCAAAGGGUUUAAAGAAGUCUGAAUCUGUGACUGAAUCUUUGGCUCUGACUACUCCUCAUUCAGUAAAUGCUGCACUACCACCCCCACAGAAACAUCCACUGCCUCCACCACCAGGGGCAGCAGCGCCACUGCCUCCACCACCAGGUGUUAAAAUUUGCCCAGAGGGUUCAGAGAAGUCUGAAUCUGUGACUGAAUCUUUGGCUCUGACUACUCCUCAUUCAGUAAAUGCUGCACUACCUCCCCCACGGCCAUUUCCAGUGUCUGCUACAAAAGGACCAGCUGCACCACUGCCUCCACCCCCAGGGUCUGCAACACCCCUGCCUCCACCACCAGGUUAUGCAGCACCCCUGCCUCCACCACCAGGGUGUGCAGCACCCCUGCCUCCACCACCAGGGUGUGCAGCACCCCUGCCUCCACCACCAGGGGCUGCAGCACUAUUGCCACCACCACCAGGGGCUGCAGCACUAUUGCCACCACCACCAGGGGAUGCAGCACUAUUGCCUCCACCACCAGGAGCUGCAGCACUAUUGCCUCCACCACCGGGGGCUGCAGCAUCGCUGCUUCCACCUCCGUUUCCAAUGGCUCCAGGAAAGGCACCAGGUGCAUCACCACUUCCACUGCCUCCUGGAAAGGGAGCAGGUGGAGCACCACCACCACCAUUUCGCUUGGGAGCCAAGAAAGCAACGAGCAAACUGAAGAGAUCAACACAUGUAGGGGAACUCUUCAGAUUCCUAAGGGGGAAAAUCGAAGGUAAGGAUCCAAAAACAAGAUCUGGAGGAAGAAAAGUUGGGAUUGGAAACGCUCCAUCAGGUGGAAAGCAAGGAAUGGCUGAAGCUCUUGCUGAGAUAACAAAGAAGUCAGCUUAUUUUCAACAAAUAGAAGCUGAUGUGGAAAUGUAUAUGAAAGCUAUCAAUGAUCUCAAAACAGAGAUUACCAACUUCAAGAGCAAGGACAUGGCAGAGCUUCAGAAGUUCCACCUGUAUAUAGAAUCAGUGCUUGAGAAACUAACAGAUGAAACAAAGGUUCUAGCGAGAUGUGAAGGUUUCCCGGAUUCUAAACUCGAAGCGAUAAGAAUGGCUGCUGCAUUGUACUCCAAGCUUCAGGGUAUGAUCAAAGAGCUCAAGAACUGGAAGAUUGAGUCUCCUGCUGAACAACUUUUCGAUAAAACUGAACGUUACUUUGCAAAGAUCAGAAAAGAGAUUGACACUCUAGAACAGACCAGAGCAGAAGAUGAAAAGAUGUUCAAAAAGCAUAACAUCCAUUUCGACUUCGGUUUACUUAUUCAGAUAAAGGAAUUAAUGGUUGACAUCUCCUCAGGCUGCAUGGAACUUGCAUUAAAGGAGAAGAGGGAAGCAAAGAAUGCAACAGAAUCACGCGGGGGAAAGCAGUGCAGAAUCAAGAACAAGACUGUAGGAUGGGCAAAAACGUUGUGGAGGGCAUUUCAGUUUUCGUUCGGAGUUUACACAUUUGCUGGUGGACAAGACGACCGAGCUGAUAAGAUUACCAGAGAGUUGGGUAAUGAGCUCGAACUCAUCCUCAACCACCAAUGAUUCAUCAUGACCUCACCCUCCUUGCCUCUUAAGUAUGUUUCAUCUGAAAAUGUCAGACUAAUAUUU
This is a messenger RNA of Eruca vesicaria subsp. sativa (arugula), 2850 nucleotides long. The record is from the annotation of a GenBank genome assembly. NCBI's taxonomy places the organism in Eukaryota, Viridiplantae, Streptophyta, Magnoliopsida, Brassicales, Brassicaceae.